Molecule: messenger RNA, 3472 nt
Organism: Trichosurus vulpecula (common brushtail)
Lineage: Eukaryota; Metazoa; Chordata; Mammalia; Diprotodontia; Phalangeridae
Gene: ZC3HAV1
Product: zinc finger CCCH-type containing, antiviral 1
Exons: 14
Coding region: 104-3193 (1029 amino acids)
Molecular function (GO): NAD+ poly-ADP-ribosyltransferase activity; metal ion binding
Source: RefSeq, a predicted model, not a curated record
AAUCCCGACUCGGAGUCCGGACUGACUCGCAGUACGACUCGGAGUCCGGUCCCCGGCCCGCUCUCCUUCGUCCGCUACUGCGCUACCGGAGCCCGGGCGGACCAUGGCAGACCCGGCCGUGUGCGGCUUCCUCACGGGGCUCCUGUGCACCCAUGGGGGCCGCAUGGAGCUCCGCCAGCUCCUCGGCCUCAUCGAACUGCCCGAGGCGGAGCUCCUCGAGGUGCUGAGAGAAGCCGGCUCCGAUCGCUUCGUGCUCCUGGACGAGGGUGGCGACGGCGGCCCGACGGUGCUGGCGACCACCCGCGUGCGAGUGUGCCGGCGCGUCGUGUGCGGAGGCCCCUGCGAGGCUCUGCACCUCUGCAAGCUCAACCUGCAGGACAGGUGUCGCCGGGACACAAACUUUUGUAAAUACUCCCAUGAAAUUCAUUCAGAAAAGAACGUCAAAAUCCUGAAAAAGCAUGAUCUUUCCAUACUCACCAAAAAUGAGUUGGCCGUUCUCCUUCUCCAGAGUGACCCCUUCUUUCUUCCUGAUAUAUGCAAAUACUACAAGGGAGAACACAGGCAAGACUCUUGCUCUAAGAAGACAGAAUGCAUGAAACUACACAUCUGUGAACACUUCCUUGAAGGGAGAUGCAGUUAUGUCCCCUGCAAUCGGUCCCAUAACUUGAUGGAUACAAAGGUCUUGGAACUUCUCAAAGAAGAGGGACUCACCGUCUCAGUAGUUAGGAAUAUCCAGGAUAUCUGUAAUGAGAAGCAUACCAGGAGGAAUAAGGACAUUGCUAGGAGAAGAGGCCGGUCAAACCCAAAAAACGUAGGAGGUAGAAGCCAAAGUAGAAAUCGUUAUUUUUUGGGGAGGCAAGGAUUGUCUCCAUCUCCUUCAGCCUCUGUUGGAACUGCCCACAUUCCAGAACCAGAUAAAACAGGCCCAGCGCCAUUGCCAUCCUCCAAAGGCAAAGUGAAUCAAGAUUGUGGCCAGUCAAAAUCAGCAACUCCCAAGACUGUCAGUACCCAAGUAAGUCAAGGUGGAACAAACUUGAGCUUUCCAGUAACUGGCCAUAUUGAGAGCUACUGUGGGAGCCAAGGUGAUGCCCAGCGUGCUGCCUCCCGCUCUCCACCCGUGUCAGCUGACAAGGGAGCCCCGCCUGCAGUGAGUAGCCGCACUUCGAGAAGAGUGAAUGUGCUCUUUGAAGGUAAAGCUGACUCUUACUCUGGAUUAUUGCCCUCCUACAACUAUAGAGAUGUAGGAGUUGACUUUGGAAGUCAUAAGGCCUGUUCUUCACCUGCUCCCAAUGAAACUGUUGACGUAUGGGGCACAAGAAGUAAUGCUGUGGUGUUUUCAAAAUACAAACCAACAACUAAUCUAAAGAAAGAGGAAUCCUCAUUUAAGAGUACAGACAAACAGUCCAUGCUAGUGAAUCCUCAAGUGACUGAGACAGCCACAUUGAUAGGCAAACUGGAAACCCCGGUUGCAAAUAACAUAGUAGCUAAUGACAGUUGCAGUGUGAAAUCAGAAGCGUUGUAUAAUAAGCAGUUGCAGCCGGUGGAAUCAGUUGCAUGUAAAGUUGAUGCCAUGACUCUGAACUCGGAAAGGAUUAUUAGAAAUGAAAGAAAAGAGCCCUUUUGUGUGCUUCAGAGUAUCCCGUCCUCUCCUGUGUCUAACACAGCAGCAGUCUGCGUACGACCAAAGGCAUCAUCUGCAAACGAUGUCACCCAGAGUAAAAUUCAAAAGGGCAUUUCGGCCCAGUCUUUUUCACCAGUAGAGAUGCAAACUACCUCCGUCUCUACAUCAGCCGCAGACCACAAGACAGCCACAUCUUCCUUGAGGAAACAUCAUAUCCAUACACAGGUGUUUUCCAGUAGCCGAGCCGGUUCUGUCUUUACCUCUGGUUCUAGUCAAACUCCUGGCACCUUGGCCACAAAUCAAAGCAGAGCUGUGUCUCCUUCCAAAAGUACAAAUGCAGAGGAUUUCAAAGCCAGAGUUUCUAGCACAACACCUUCAGGAAUGGAGAAGAAUGACUCCCAAAAGAUUUGUCUUGACUACCUCAGUGCAGAUUGUAAACUGCAGAGCUGCUGCAAGUCUCUGCAUUUUCAUCUACCGUACCGAUGGCAGGUGUACAUUUUUGACGUGUGGAAAGACAUGAAGGAGAUGGAGGAGAUUGAGAAAGCUUAUUGUGACCCAAGCAUCUCCAAAAGUCACAGUGUGGACUUCCAGAAAAUGCUAUUUGGUAGUUGUCCUGUCCGACGUCUCUCUACUCCAUCAACUGUCCAAAACCCUGUUCAUGUCCUGGCCACUAAGUGGCUUUGGUAUUGGAAGAAUGAAUUGGACCAGUGGAUUGAAUAUGGAAGAGAUGACGGUUCAGAACUCACUUCUGGAGAUCUAGAGUUCUUCUUUGUGCUCUGUUCAGAAGAAUUUGUGGAAUUUUCAGAAGGUCUUCAAAAAUAUAGACUGAACUUUAAUGAAAUGAUCCAGACAAACAUAGUCUCUCAUGCUAAAAGGGAGGUCCGAAGGCGGCCUAAAUUUGUGUCCUCUGUGGCUAUGUACUGGACUCAAAAACAGGAAACUUUCAGCCAACACCGGGAGCAGAACAAGAAAGUUUCCUUCGAUUUUCCUUCACACUGGGAUGUGCUGAACUCAUCACAUGUAGGAUCUGAGUUGUUCGAGGUCAGCAGUACAUCCGCUGAAUAUCGUAAUAUCAGAUACCACUUCAAAUCUACGAUGAAAAAUUUUGAUAUUCAAAAGAUAAGGAGGCAUCAGAACCAAUCGCUCUGGAACAAUUUUCAGCGGAAGAAGAGCAGAAUGUUGAACGGGGGCAAUGAAAAGCUAUUAUUUCACGCAGCAGACCCGUCCUGCGUGGAUGUGAUUUGUCUGUACAAUUUUGACUGGAACUUCCAGUCACUUCAUGAAGCAACAUAUGGGAAAGGUAUUUACUUUGCAAAAGAUGCCAGCUCUUCCCAUAGCAAUCAUAAGAGCAGUUCCAAAAACAGGAUUAUGUUUGUUGCGCAAGUCUUGGUUGGAGCAUUUGUUCAAGGGAAAAGGGAAUACACUCGUCCUCCUCGAGAUAUCAGAACAUAUGACAGCUGCGUGGACAAUAUGACCAAUCCCUCCACUUUUGUCAUCUUUGAUAAGAAUCAGAUUUACCCUGAGUAUAUCAUUGAAUAUACAGAUGUUGAUAAAAGCUGUAGCAUUAGUUAGGAAGGAAGGAAGAGAAACGUGAUUGCACUCAAAAUAAUAAAAACUAUUCUGUACUGUAGAACCAGGUGGCCUAGGAUAAUGGUAAAACAUUAUCCCCAAGCCUGAUAAUUAGGUAUAAAGUAUUUGAUCCCAAGUCUUUGGUUAUCCUGAUUUUCAGCAUUUUUAAGAGCAACACCCUGCCUAUUAUUAUUGCUUGGGUUCUGUGACAACCAUUGCAAAUUCAUGUCCCUAAUAUACUGUAUGGGGCUAGUUAAAAUAAAUUUAGAUUGAUUCAGAAAA